UUUUUGGGUUUCUUUGCUAUUGGGAUAACCAUGCCUAACAAAACGAUCUCCCUGUGUUACAAAAAAAAAAUAAACAAAACGAUUUCCCAGAAUCAUGGAAUUUGCUGUCUUAUACCGUCUUUUUGGUCAGUCAUUGUAGCAGCUUCAAGGUUCUUCCUUCAUGCAAAGUAGAAGUAUAAAAUAAUAAAAAGAGAAUAUAGGAGCGCCAUUCGACCAACAAAUUGGUAAAGAUUGUUAUCUUUCUAUUUGAUUCUUUGCUUGUUUACUUUCUCUUAGAUUGUGUUUAAGAAAAUUGUUUAUUAUAUUCUUACUUUAAAGACCUCCUCACCGUUAUUCUUUUCUUUUUCCUUCCUUUUAUGUCUACUUUCCUUCUUCAUUUGUCGAAUGAAUCUAAAUGUUUUUUCCUCUAUAAAUUUAAAAAUAUUUUCCUUUGCUUUCUCACUUGGGAAUUGAGAAAAACAAAUAUUGGAAACAAUGUCUUGGGAAUCAAAUGGAGUAAAUGUGGAAGUUGAUUGGAAACCUGAAAGAACUCUGGUCCUGCUUGGUCGGACUGGGAAUGGUAAAAGUGCGACUGGAAAUAGCAUCCUAGGAGAAACAAAGUUCCUGUCAAAAACAAGAGGAAGAUUCAUUACUAAAGAGUGUAAGCUACAUACUUCUAUGCAACCAAAUGGUCAGAGAAUCAAUGUUAUCGAUACUCCUGGUCUGUUCAGUGCUUCCUCGACGCCAGAUUUCACCAUCAGAGAAAUUGUAAGAUGCUUACGUCUGGCUAAAGACGGCAUAGAUGCAGUCAUUCUGGUUUUCUCUGUGAGGAACCGGUUAACAGAAGAGGAGCAAUUAACACUUCGCACAUUAAAGAUCCUUUUUGGAAGCCAGAUCGUUGACUACAUGAUUGUGGUUUUCACCAAUGGAGAUGCAUUCGAUGAUGGAGAUACACUUGAUGACUAUUUGGAGGAUUGUCCUGAGUUUCAGGAAAUUCUCAAAGAGUGUGAUGACCGCAAGGUGCUGUUUGACAAUAGGCGUAAUAUCCCAAAAAGCAAGAAAGACAAGCAAGUCCAGGAUCUUCUCAACUUCGUGGAGCAAAUCUCAAAGAAGAACAAUGGAAAACCAUUUAUGGCUGACUUAUCACUUGAGCUAAGGGAGAACGAGGCUACGUUAGAGGAAAAACAAAAGCAGAUUCAAGCAAUGAAGGGUCAGUCGAAACAAGAGAUAGCACAAGUUAAGAAGGAAAUGGAGAAAACUUAUAACGAAAUGCUCGAAGGGAUAAAAGAGAAGAUCGCUAACCAACUGAAGGAAUCACUGAAUGAUGUGAAGGAGCAACUAGCUAAGGCACAAGUAGCGAGAGAAGAAGCCGAGAAAAAGAUGUCUGAAAUGCAUAAGCUAUCUUCUGAUGAGAUCAAGAGGCUGAGAGAUCAACUCAACAACGCUGAGAGAGAAACCGCUAGAUUGCGCAGACAGCAGCGUACACAAAAAUGCUCUGUUCUUUAAUCAUAUAUAAAUGCUAUGCUCUACGAUAUCAUAUGAAUCACUCAAUCAAGAUGCCAUAAUGUAUUUCAUAAACAAACAAUAAAACCAAAGUAUGUCUUCAUUAUUACACAAA
This is a messenger RNA of Brassica napus (rape), 1597 nucleotides long. RefSeq names its product immune-associated nucleotide-binding protein 13-like. NCBI's taxonomy places the organism in Eukaryota, Viridiplantae, Streptophyta, Magnoliopsida, Brassicales, Brassicaceae. The record is from RefSeq and is a predicted model, not a curated record. Gene Ontology annotation, molecular function: GTP binding. The transcript has 6 exons. The coding region runs from base 475 to 1485 and encodes 336 amino acids.